Messenger RNA from Mizuhopecten yessoensis (Yesso scallop), 1721 nucleotides. Its product is annotated as N-fatty-acyl-amino acid synthase/hydrolase PM20D1.1-like. The transcript is spliced from 11 exons. Lineage: Eukaryota; Metazoa; Mollusca; Bivalvia; Pectinida; Pectinidae. Gene Ontology annotation, biological process: amino acid metabolic process. Gene Ontology annotation, molecular function: hydrolase activity, acting on carbon-nitrogen (but not peptide) bonds, in linear amides. The coding region runs from base 19 to 1545 and encodes 508 amino acids. The record is from RefSeq and is a predicted model, not a curated record.
GCGGACGUUGAGCUCACGAUGCAACAAGUAUUGAAAAGAGUUUUAUUACUACUAUCUAAUGUUACUGGCAUAGUCAUAACCGUGAUUGUUAUUCGGACCUUGACGUUUUCCGUGCGGACAGACGAUGUGACACCGUGUGCCAAAAGUGACGAGGACUUUGUGCAGGCGACGGAUGCUGUGGUGGGGAGAUUUCGCCGGGCGUUGAGGAUGCGGACUGUAGCCACAUCUCCACACGUCUACGAUAGAGAGGAACUAAUGAAGCUAACAUCUUUUAUCAAAACUGCGUAUCCUCAUAUUAAUUCCUCACCAUUUGUCACCUGUGAAGAUGUGGCAAAUUACAGUAUGUUGUAUACUGUGUGGGGAGAGAACUCCAGUCUCACCCCAUAUAUGAUAACGGGACAUCUUGAUGUUGUGCCUGCCGACUCAAGUCUGUGGGACUAUCCUCCAUUUGGGGCAGAGAUUCAUGAUGGCUUUAUCUAUGCUAGAGGAACUAUUGAUGACAAACAUAUUGUCAUGGGUGUUUUGGAGGCUCUUGAACACCUACUGUCCCAAGGGUUCAAACCACAGAGAUCGUUCUACAUCGGCUUUGGACAUGAUGAAGAGGUGACUGGUUUAGAUGGAGCUAAAUCUAUCAGUGACCUAUUGUGGUCCCGAGGGAUUCGUAAAUUGGAGUUCCUGGUGGACGAGGGAUUGACCAUUGUAAACAAUGUUGUACCAGGGAUAGACAAACCUGUAGCACUGAUAGGUACCGCAGAGAAAGGGUACCUGACCCUGAAGUUGAAUGUGAAAUGGGACACCGGCCAUUCCUCCAUGCCCACAAAGGAGACUAGUAUUGGAAUUAUGGCUAAUGCUGUUUCUAAACUGACAAGAGACUGCCACCCCAGCAUGUUUGGAUUAGGACCAGAGAUUGACACCUUCCAACACCUCGCCAAUCAUAUGAAGUGGCCAUAUAGAGUUGUGAUGUCUAACCUGUGGCUGUUUAAACCCAUCAUAUCCUGGGUUUUGUCAAAGAAGCCGUCUACUAAUGCCAUUGUCCGUACUGUAACAUCCGUCACCAUGAUAAAUGGGGGUGUGAAGGUGAAUGUAUUACCUCCGGAGGUGACAGCUUAUGUCAAUCAUCGGCUCCAUCCUGCUCAGUCUGUACAGGAGGUUGUAGAAUUUGAUCGUCAGUUAAUUGGAGAUGACCGCGUCCAGAUAAGUAUUGAGUCGGCUAUGGAGCCCCUCCCCAUGUCGCCCUAUGGGGACGAUGACUUCGGCUAUCAAACUGUAAAAUCCAGCAUCAGGCAGGUCUGGACAGAGGCUGCUGUAGCUCCAGGAGUAAUGGUUGGCAACACGGACACAAUUCACUACACACCGUUCACCCACAACAUCUACAGGUUCAGCCCUACGUUCAUGUUCCCCGACGACAUUCCACGCUUCCACGGAAAUAACGAACGCCUCUCUGUCCGUAACUACGAACAAGCCAUCAACUUCUACAAACAUUUGAUACAAAAUGCUGAUGUUAAAGUAUUGCCGACCCACCACAAACAUGGAGAUGAACUGUGAACAGUAGGAUUAUUAUAAUCAGUUUGAUAAUGCUGCACAAUUUACUUAGUAUGAAAUGAUUUAACAAACAGCAUGUUGAAUAAUUUUUUUAAGUUUGAUCUAUUCUGUACUUUAUGUGUUUGUAAAGUUCUGUUAGGUAUUUGUUUGUUUACUCAUUCACCCCUGAAUUUUCAUAA